AUGGCUUUACUAACAAAAACUCCAUUUUCCUUUCUUAGAAAUGCAGUUAUCUCUACAUCAAUUAGGACGAUAUCAACGACGAAACAAUUGAAUAUCAAAGAAAUACGUGAACAUAAAGAUGGGAAUAAGUUAAUUGUGGAAGGUGUGACAGUACCCUCACCCCGAAUGGAGUUAUUGGUGAAGUCGGAGAAAGUUGCGGAAGAAGUUCUCAGUGUCGAAAAACCAACAUGUUAUUUGUGCAAGUUGGAUUUGGAUGUGAAGCAUACAGAUGUAUUGAUAUUAAGUCAGUUCGUUAGAAGCGACGGCUGCAUGUUACCUCGAAGGGUAACUGGGCUAUGUCGCAGGCAGCAGAAGAAAGUCAGUAAAAUGGUAACAAUGGCACAGAAAGCAGGUUUGAUGAUUAACUUAACACCAUCUUACUGUAAGAAAGACCCAAAGCUAAGGUAUGCAUACAAGAAAUUCAAUACAUACUUUGAUGAGAAGACCAUAUUUAUGAAAAGAAUUCCGGACCAAAGGGACAAAUUUAAGCGAUAA
Leptosia nina is the source of this 534-nucleotide messenger RNA. Lineage: Eukaryota; Metazoa; Arthropoda; Insecta; Lepidoptera; Pieridae. The record is from the annotation of a GenBank genome assembly.